Molecule: messenger RNA, 3932 nt
Organism: Prosopis cineraria
Lineage: Eukaryota; Viridiplantae; Streptophyta; Magnoliopsida; Fabales; Fabaceae
Product: TMV resistance protein N-like
Exons: 8
Coding region: 336-3788 (1150 amino acids)
Biological process (GO): defense response; signal transduction
Molecular function (GO): ADP binding
Source: RefSeq, a predicted model, not a curated record
AGAGAAAUCUGAGAAUCCUGAACCUUCGGCCUUAGCUCUUCUUGGAUUCCACCGGCGUUCUCCAGCCAUCAUUCCUCUUUAGUCUUCAACAUCGCCGGCGUGAGUGUGCUAGAGAGCGUCGUCCGUCACUGCUGCCGCGAGGUUCUCCUCUUCCCUGCUCUGCUGUUGUUUAGUUCAAACCCUGCACGUGCGCUUGAGUUGGUUGCUAUCAGUUCUUCUUCUUUCUUUUCCGCCAGUCAGCUUGCUGUUGUUGACAGGUGCGACAGCUCCGUCCGCCAUUGUUGUGAAGUUCUACUAUUACAGUUUGGACACAACCGAGAGAUUGAAAACUUGCAAUGGAAUAUACUGUCUAUGGAGAAUCUUCGUCCAGCUUUGAUGCUUUAAAUUCAAGUCCGAAAUGGAAAUAUGAUGUUUUCUUGAGCUUUGCAGGAAAAGACACGCGGUUGAAGUUUACAGAUCACUUAUAUGAUGCUUUCAAUAGAAGUGGGAUUAGAGCUUUUAGGGAUGAUGAAGGAAUAGAGAGAGGGGAAGAUUUAUCCAAGCAACUGCUUCAAGCAAUUGAGGAUUCUCUGUGUGCAGUUGUUGUUCUUUCUGAAAAUUACGCAAAUUCAAAAUGGUGUUUGAAUGAACUCCAAAAGAUUCUUGAAUGUAGGAAUAAAUUGGGUCAACGAGUUUUUCCAAUUUUCUAUGAUGUAGAUCCAUCUGAUAUAAGGUAUCAGAGAAAGAGUUUUGGAGAAGCUUUGGCUAAACAUGAAGAGAGAUUCAGAAAUAACAACCACAAUCACAAAGGUCUUGGUUGGUUUUCAGCAUUCGUGAACCUCGGUUUGGGCUUCAAACAACGUUUUUGGCUGCCAAACACUCAUUCUAACAUGUUCAAACUGCAAAAUUGGAAAAAAGCUCUGUUUGAAAUUGGCAACUUGUCCGGUUGGGAUACCAGGGGUCGGCGUGAAUCAGAUUUGAUAAAAAAUAUUGUUGGAGGGAUAUGGACUUAUUUAUGUUCUAAAUUACCAACUUAUGGUGAUAAUCUAGUAGGGAUUGAAUCAAAAAUGGUUGAUAUGAUGUCAUACCUGGAAAUUGGGUUGGAUGACGUCUAUUUUGUAGGAUUGUGGGGUAUGGGCGGUAUCGGUAAAACAACUCUUGCUAGAGUUGUUUACGAUAAAAUCUCACAUAAAUUUGAUAUGUGUUGCUUCCUUGCUAAUGUUAGAGAAACCUCACAAAGAGAAGGUCUAGUUUCUUUACAUAGAAAGCUUCUUUCUCAUCUCAAAAUAAAGAACAUGGAAAUUGAUGAUGUGUAUGAAGGAAAGAAGAUAUUACAAAAUCUUUUUUUCAAUAAAAAGGUUCUUCUUGUCCUUGAUGAUGUAGAUCAUAUGAAACAAAUUCAAAUUUUGGCACAAAGUCCAAAGUGGUUUGGUAGAGGAAGUAGAGUAAUCAUAACAACAAGAGAUAGCCACUUGCUCACCACAUCUAAAGUGCAAAGAAUAUAUGAGGUGAAAAUCAUGAAGGAAGAAGAAUCUCUUCAACUCUUAUCUAACAAAGCAUUCAACCAAGAUCAUCCUAAAAUAGAUUAUUUGGAGCUGUCUAUCUCUGUGGUUAAAUAUACAGGAGGUCUUCCUUUGGCACUUAAUGUUUUGGGUUCUUUUCUUUGUGGAAGAAGUAAAGCUGAAUGGAGAGAUACUUUGGAUAGAUUGAAGCAAAUUCCAGAUAAUGAUAUUCUUCAAAUACUUAAAAUAAGUUAUGAUGGCUUAAAUGAGGAAGAAAAGACAAUAUUUUUGGAUAUUGCUUGUUUUUUCAAGGGAUGGAGGAAAGCUGAAGUAGCCCAAAUUUUGGAAGAUUGUGAUCUUCACCCGACAAUUGGAAUGAAAGUUUUGAUGGAAAAAGCUCUACUAAUUGAAAAGAAAGAUCUUUUGGGACACUGUGUUUUAGAAAUGCAUGAUUUACUUGAAGACUUGGGGAGGUAUAUUAUUUGUCAAGAAUCUCCCAAUGCUGGCCAGCGUAGUAGAUUGUGGGAGUUAGAGGACAUUAAUGAAGUAUUGAAAAAUAAGAAGGGAUCUAAAGCAAUGCAAGCUAUUGUGUAUCGGUAUUUAGGUGAUGAUGUAGUAGUACAUCCUCAAGUCUUUUCAGAGACGAGUAAUAUUAGACUACUCAUCUUAUCAAGGGAUUUCAAGCCUUUUGGUGGUCUCAAAUGUCUUCCUAGUGCAUUAAAAGUUUUUCAAUGGCGAGAAUUUCCUUUAGAAACUCUCCCAUUUGAAGCUCCGUUGGAUAAACUUGUUGAUAUUCAAAUGCAUAAGAGCAAAAUAAAGAAACUUUGGAAUGGGGUACAGUUUAUGAAAAAGUUGAAACGCAUUGAUCUGAGUUAUUCCCGAUACUUGAACGAAACUCCAGACUUCUCAGAAGUUCCAAAUUUAGAAAAACUAAUUCUUGAAGGAUGCUCAUCUCUUGUCAAGGUUCAUCCUUCACUUGGAAAACUGCACAAGGUUGUUCUGGUGAACUUGUGCAACUGCAAGAAUCUCAAAAGCCUUCCAAGAAAAUUGGAAAUGAACUCUCUGAUAGAAUUAAAUCUUUUUGGGUGCUCCAAAGUUGAACUGCUCCCAGAGUUUGGGGAAGGUAUGAAAAAAUUGUCAUAUCUUGAAAUGAGAGACACUUCUGUAACUAUACUUCCCGGAUCACUUGGGUUCUUGAGCGGUCUUAGAUAUUUGUAUUUGGAGUCCUGCAAAAUUCUUAAUCUUCACGGGUUGUUGGAGAAUCUCAAAGCUCCCCAAGUAUCUGGCUUUCAUCUAACAUCAUUAACAAUGUUAUAUUUAAGGGCGUGUGGACUUAGUGAUGAAUCAAUUCCCGAUGAUUUUGGAAGUUUAUCUUCACUUAUUUUAUUGGAUUUGGGGCAAAAUAAUUUUGUCAAUCUGCCUGCCGGUUGCUUCUCUAGUCUUUUUCGACUCCACUAUCUUUUUUUAGAUGGUUGCUUUAGGCUUAAGUCAUUGCCAAAGCUUCCACCACGGUUAAGUCGAUUGGAUGCAAUGGAUUGUGUUUCAAUGGAAUCUUUAUCAAAUGUUCAGUUAUGGGAACCAGUUUCAUCACUUAACCACGAGCACCGCUGCCAAACUGGAUAUGUGAAUCCACAGCUCAAGCAUAUUGAGUCAGAAUAUCUUCCUCAGAGAGAUUUUCUUGCAAUUAUUCCGGGAUCGAUAAUACCAUCAUGGUUUCCAAACAAAGAUUAUCCUUUGUGGAAUGAUGAGGAUUAUAGCUUGUACCAUGAUGGAGAGGAUUACAUAAUAAAGGUGAGGAUACCUCAAUAUUUCCGUGAAAGUGAAUGGUCCGGAAUUGUUGUAUGCCUGUGUCUCUCAAGUGAGAACAGCGAUGAGAAAGCGUGGAUUUCAUGGAGUAGUAAAGCUCCUGAAGAUAAUAAUUUUGUAUGGAAAGGGUGGGAACAUCGUUUUGAACUGAGUAGGUCUCUUGACCUUGAUGAUCUCUGCAUAAUGGUGUUCGAGUUAAAUGAGAAAACAUGUUGGCAACAUCUAAGAGGUCAUAACAAUUCUCUUCACAUUAAACUUAGCCUUCGUAGUUAUCGUUGUAAUGCAUAUUCGAGGGGUCAAAUAUUGGGUUGUGGAUGGCGGGUUUUAUGUGAAGAAGACAUGAAACAGUGGCGAAACAACAUCCAUUGUUUCAACAGAUUAAGAGCUGUUGGCAUUUCUCAAGUCUGCCUUCCUGACUACGUAUUGCACAGAAGUAUAGAAAUUAAUAGCAAGCCUACCAGGUGCAUUAAUUACAAGAGGGGCAAGGAGAGGAACAGGUGAUCUGCGGAUCGGCAAGCACAUCCAUGGGCGAUAUUAAGUCAAGAGUUGCAGCAUCGAAGGUGAUGUAUUCAUACGUCUAUUUGUGUUUAUUUCUUGACGGAUUUUAUGAAUUUCAUCUAUUGAAGUGACUUUAAUUCCCUGUUA